Molecule: messenger RNA, 993 nt
Organism: Rangifer tarandus platyrhynchus (Svalbard reindeer)
Lineage: Eukaryota; Metazoa; Chordata; Mammalia; Artiodactyla; Cervidae
Source: the annotation of a GenBank genome assembly
AUGAGGUGUUGCCACAUCUGCAAGCUCCCAGGAAGAGUGAUGGGAAUUCGCCUGCUUCGUCUGUCUUUGGUGGUCAUCCUUGUGUUACUGCUGGUAGUUGGGGCUUUAACCACUUUACUCCCUAAUAUCAAAGAAGACAAGAUGCUCACUUUGCGUAGGGAAAUAAAAUCUCAGGGCAAGCCCACCCAGGAUUCCUUUACUCUCAUAAUGCAGACGUACAACAGAACAGAUCUCUUACUGAGACUUUUAAAUCAUUAUCAGGCAGUGCCAUAUCUGCACAAAGUGAUUGUGGUAUGGAACAAUGUUGGGGAGAAGGGACCAGAGGAGUUAUGGAACUCCCUAGGGCCUCACCCUGUCCCCGUGAACUUCAAAGCACAGACCACAAACAGGAUGAGAAAUCGGCUCCAGGUCUUUCCUGAACUGGAAACCAAAGCGGUGUUAAUGGUAGAUGAUGACUUGCUAAUUAGCGCCCAGGACCUUGUUUUCGCUUUUUCUGUGUGGCAGCAAUUUCCUGAUCAAAUUGUAGGAUUUGUUCCCAGAAAGCAUGUGUCUACCUCCUCUGGUAUCUACAGCUAUGGAGGUUUUGAACUGCAGACACCAGGGUUUGGAAAUGGUGAUCAUUACUCCCUGGUCCUGAUUGGAGCCUCGUUCUUCCACAGCAAAUACCUGGAACUCUUUCAGAGGCAGCCUGCAGCCGUCCAUGCUUUGUUAGAUGAGACGCAGAACUGUGAUGACAUUGCCAUGAAUUUUAUCAUCGCCAAGCACACUGGGAAGACUUCAGGGGUAUUUGUGAAACCUGUAAACAUAGCCAAUUUAGAAAAAGAAACUACUGGUGGCUAUUCUGGAAUGUGGCAUCGAGCUGAGCACUUUCUGCAGAGGUCUUAUUGUAUAAACAAGCUUGUUAACAUCUACGACAGCAUGCCCUUAAAAUACUCCAACAUUAUGAUUUCUCAGUUUGGUUUUCCAUAUGCCAAUCACAAAAGUAAAAUGUGA